Messenger RNA from Oryzias melastigma (Indian medaka), 1846 nucleotides. It is a transcript of the gene bambia, whose product is annotated as BMP and activin membrane-bound inhibitor (Xenopus laevis) homolog a. Lineage: Eukaryota; Metazoa; Chordata; Actinopteri; Beloniformes; Adrianichthyidae. The transcript is spliced from 3 exons. Bases 480 to 1250 code for a protein of 256 amino acids. The record is from RefSeq and is a predicted model, not a curated record. Gene Ontology annotation, molecular function: frizzled binding. Gene Ontology annotation, biological process: negative regulation of transforming growth factor beta receptor signaling pathway; positive regulation of canonical Wnt signaling pathway; transforming growth factor beta receptor signaling pathway.
UGUGGGCGGGGCGUCGCAUAAACGCAGCUAUUUCUUCAGUGGGUCCGAGUCUUCCACAGGUCUGAGUCUAGUUAUCGGUCCUCUGGCGGACUUGUCCUCUCUGGACCGUAUUCUUAACCAAGAAUACUGACGUGAUGCUCCCGCGCGACCGCUCUCACGGAGACGUGAAGGCAGAGUAACGUCAACUCAUUUUCUCCCCCGGAGUACACUUGGAGAACUUGAAGAAACACGGCUGUUUUUGUUUUUCCUGGUAAUGUCGGACCACUUUUACAAAUAAGUCGGCCGGUUCCUUCGCCUCCAUGCGGAAAGAGGAAACGUCUUUGGGUGAAUUUUGUCUCCCGGUGUCCCCGUGAGCUGUCGCGUUUCAGCUCAAAAUGCCUCGUUUGUCGCCGUAGCUCGGCUCCCUUGCUCAGCGCGCGCGCACCCUGCCUCUACUACUGGAAAUACAGGACGUUCCGCGGCGCACCAACCUGGAGUAAAUGGAUCGCCAGUCCAGUUUCGUUUCCAUCUGGCUACAACUGGAACUGUGUGCCAUGGCCGUCCUCCUCACGAAAGGAGAAAUCAGGUGCUACUGUGACGCGCCGCACUGUGUGGCCACGGGCUACAUGUGCAAGUCGGAGGCCAACGCCUGCUUCACCAGGGUCCUCGACCCGCUCAACGCAAACUCCCCCCUCACCCACGGGUGCCUGGAGCCGGGCGCCGCCGACGCCUGCAGCAGCCGGAGAGCUCCCGCCGCCGACGGGCUCAGCGGGGCUCUGACGCUGGAGUGCUGCCAUGACGACAUGUGCAACUACAGAGGCCUGCACGACCUGGCACACACUAAGGACACUGCAGACGGUCGCUACCAGGCGGACGGCAACAACAGGAACCUGGUGACGCGGGUUCAAGAGCUGGGCUCGGCCAAGGAGGUGUGGUUCAGGGCGGCGGUGAUCGCCGUGCCCAUCGCCGGCGGCCUCAUCCUGGUGCUGCUCAUCAUGCUGGCGCUGCGGAUGCUGCGCAGCGAGAACAAGCGUCUGCAGGACCAGCGGCAGCAGAUGCUGUCGCGGCUCCACUACAGCUUCCACGGCCACCACACCAAGAAAGGCCACGUGGCCAAACUGGACCUGGAGUGCAUGGUGCCCGUGACGGGCCACGAGAACUGCUGCCUGACCUGCGACAAGAUGCGGCAGGCCGACCCGAGCAACGACAAGAUCCUGUCUCUGGUGCACUGGGGGAUGUACAGCGGUCACGGCAAGCUGGAGUUCGUAUGAGGUCCUGCUGGGAAGUUAUGCCUUUAAAGACAUUCCAAUGUUCUUCAACCGUUGGACCCAAUCUUUUUUGUUUUUAAACCAGUGGUGAAACGAUACGAGACUGAUCUCAUGCCGUGUGGUUCUUGCUGGAGGAGCACUUUACUUGAAAAUGAAAGGCAAAGCAGCACGGAGCUGCUUCUUUUGUGUGUUUUUUAACUUGAGGGACCUGAGUGUGGCGCUGAGGAUCCUGGACUGUCUACACUGAGCGCUGAAGGAUUCCAAAUUUGUCUUAUUUGCACAUUUGUGAGAAACAAAACGUUGCUUAAAACAAGAUUUUUUUACACUGACAGCAGGGUACAACACAAAGGAUUUGUCGGAGGAGUUAAAAAAAACAACAACAACCCAGUGUUCUGACUGUAGGCGUGCACACUCCUCUGUACGUUUCAUGAUUCAUGCUUAAUGUAAAGAUUCUAAAUAUAUCUAUCUAUUUUUGUCUGAUGGAUCUGACCUGUGUGUGUCCUGUUCCGGGUGAAUGUGCUGCGUCUUUCUGCAGUCAGACGGAAAGCUUGAUUGUGUGUGUGAAAGUAAAACUUCCAUUAAAGGUGACUUUUUAUUUA